Sinocyclocheilus rhinocerous is the source of this 1695-nucleotide messenger RNA. RefSeq lists its product as uncharacterized. The record is from RefSeq and is a predicted model, not a curated record. The transcript is spliced from 2 exons. Lineage: Eukaryota; Metazoa; Chordata; Actinopteri; Cypriniformes; Cyprinidae. The coding region runs from base 533 to 1669 and encodes 378 amino acids.
UACUGUAAAGAACUUAUUUUUAUUCUUUACAUUUCUUCUACUACCUUAUUUCGUUUUCUGCGCCCAUUGAAGUGAAUUGGGUGUUUGUUUUUUGUUACUCUGUUUUAUACGACUUCUCUUGUUCAACUGGAUCGGAAUCCUGAGAAAAACCUUUUCCCCGAACAAAACAUUAAUGCUGAGUUUCCUUUGAGGCUCAGUCAGGAAUAAAAGAAUCCUUUUUUUAUUAGAUGUCUUGGCAUUGUCUUUUUCCUUAGUAAAUUAGAAGGACGUCAAGCCGGCCACAUCUAAUUUUGGUGUCAGAAGUGGGAUUUCUUUUUGUUUGGGGCUGAUUUUUAUUUGUUACGAUAGUGCAAAAGUAGAAGGGUGCAAACAACGGUAGUGCUGGAAGGACCUGCAGUGCCAUCCUGACAGAAGUGGCAGCAGGACAAAGGGCCAGCGUAGCAGGACUGCUGUGUGUGAGGACUUCGAGGAGGACAGUGCUUGUUGAACUGACUGUUUGAGAACUGAGACUUUCUGUGACUACGGCAAAGCCAUGGAUGCUGAGGACAUGGACGGUGCAGCCGCAAUGGCGGAAGACAUUCAAGGUGCAGGUGCUGCGGCGCCGGAAAUGGACAUUGAGGAAGGUAACCCUGUCUCACAGCUUCAGUCCCAGAUCUUGGAGUUGGGACGUAGACAUGAUGAAGUAAUGUCAGCCCUUGCAAACAUGACUAAUGUUCAUACUAGAUCCUAUGUGUAUAUCCCAAGGGAGAAACAAAUUGUACCUUUCAGUGGGGAUCCAGGUAAGGACUGCCAAAAUGUUGAUGAGUUCAUUGAGGAACUGGGCAGGGUUAUAAGAGUGAGGGGGUUGAAUACUGAGGAUCAGGUAGAUUUUAUCCUCUCCCACUUAAGGGGUUCAGCACUAGAUGAAAUCAGGUUGUGUAUGGGGGGGGAGGAUAAGUCAGCUGAAGACCUGUUCUCAUAUUUGAGGGCAGCUUUCAGGGAAAAGCGUAGCACCUCCCAGUUGUUGCACACAUUUUAUGCACGAAAACAAUUGGAAGGUGAGGAUUUUCGUGAUUUUUCACAUGCACUGUCAUUGAUGUUAAAUGCUGCACUGCAACAAGCACCACAUUGUGUUCCAAAUGUGCAGUUGGUUUUGAGAGACCAGUUUAUAGAAGGGGUGAGGGAUUCAGCACUCCGGAGGGAACUGCGCAAGGUGGUCAGAGAGCGACCUCAUGCUACAUUAUUCGAAGUUCGUGAGGAGGCCCUUUUGUGGUGCUCAGAAGAGAGACCUCGUCCAGCUAAUGUGGCCCGAAACCGAAACCUAGUGAGUGGGGAGGAAAGUGCAGAGCAUGCAAGGAUGACCGCCACUGUACCAAAUGACUUGACUGUAGCCCUACAAGAGGUAAUUAAGGUAAUUACACAGCAAGGGAAAGCAAUCGGGGACCUUACCAACGCUGUCCGUGAUCUCACGAUUCAGAGGGCUGACCCAACUUGUGAGAAACCUAGUAAGCCCAAGUUUAAGCCAAGGUAUACCCGGGAUGGCCAACCCAUUUGUUUGAGAUGUGAGGGCGUUGGGCACAUAGCCAGGCAAUGCACUGGGCAGCGCUUCCAGGAAAACCCUGUGCCAUCUACGCCUGAGUCUCCGGUUCCGGGAAACUGUGCGCCUCCAUUGCGAAGAGCCGAGCAAUGAGAGGUGGCACCGAUGAUUCAAAGACU